GGCACAGAACACAGGGGUAAACACACGGAUAGAGUGAGACGAAGAGGAACGAGAGGAGAAAGAGGAAGAGCAGGACGUUAGGGCAUGUACCCAGACCGCUUUCGCCAGUGCGCAGCGUACAGCGAAGGGUUACAAGCGAAACGAAUUCAACUGUUUAUAAUCUGCGUUUAAACAGUCGAUCCUCUCAGUGAGGCCGUCCUUUGCGGAUCCGACUGAAUAUACAGGUUUAAUUAGCCAUGCAAACAACUGCUCAAUGUUUAUCCCAGCUGAUCCUCUCAGUGAGGCCGGACUUUGCGCCUCCAGCUGGUUUAAACGCAAAAGUUGAACAGAUGUUUAGCUGCACGCUGCCAAGCUGCUGGGAGGAUGUGGAGAGGAGAGAAAAGAGGUUACCUCGCAUGCGACAUCACUUACAGUUUAGCGCCUGGCCCGCGAGCGCGAACAUCUUGUCUACCUGUUUAGCGGCGGUCGCGGGCGCGUGAGCGCACUUGCAAGGCUUUCGCAAAUCAUAACUGUCACUGUAACGGCGCGGGCUGGAAAGCUGCAGUCCUACAGAAAAGCACUCGGACAGAGGAGGCACAAUGGCCAACCCAGAGGCAAAACGCGCAUAGAGUAUGUGAGCCACUGGCAGAGUAGCAGCUCAUGGCAGCAGCCUCGCAGUGCACCGUGCACCGCUAAGGUUGCACUUAGAAGGAAGGACGGGGCUGAGAGAAGACAUGGAACAGGAGGAACCCAGAAGCCUCCAUGUAGGCUCGACUGCCCGAGGCGCGAGCCUGGCACUGCAGCCGCUCCCGAUGGAGCACAGGCCCAAGAAGAUACGAAUGCAAAGCUAGGUAACUAUGGCUGCGGUGGCAGCCUGGUGCUCGAUAGAGCAGCAGCUAAAUUCAUAGUGCUCCGGAAGCCUCGGAAAAAUGGGACGCUGCACAAAGCGAAAUCACUUGUCACUGCAGGCGCAACAAAGAUCCGAGCACAGAGCAAGCUUCUCAAACGUAGAGGCGAAAACUAAAUGACCAUGCUGCGAAGGAGUGAUGCUGCAGCAUUUGCAGCCACCGUGCAGAGGAAGGGGGAUGUUAGAACUUGGAGGGGUACAGGAGAGAGGAGGAAGGAGCAUACGAAGCAACAGGAGGCAGCAGUGGGGGGCCAGAAGACGAGAAGAGGCCGGCCGACGCUGGGUAUGGGUGGCAAGAACUUGCCAAUCCUGGAGCACCCGCGCCCAGUGCAAGUGAAACAAAUAUUGCGCGGACGAGCUCCGUAUCGCAUCGAGUCCUACCCCUGGGCCUGUCUAAGCAACGCACUGCUGCUUAGCACUUUGGCGCUCUAAGUGGGCGCAGCCCUUCAUGGAGCAAACUCCCGCCACUCCCCUGGUUCAGACAUACAAGUUGCCGCCCCGGCUGCCCCAGGCCGCCCGCAGCGCCGCCGCUCCGUCCCUGUCGAUGCUGUUGCUGGACAGGCUCAGCUCCUGCAGGCCGGGCAGGGAGGGCAGCGCCCCCGCCAGGGCCCGCGCGCCCCCGUCG
Prorocentrum cordatum is the source of this 1511-nucleotide messenger RNA. Lineage: Eukaryota; Dinophyceae; Prorocentrales; Prorocentraceae. The record is from the annotation of a GenBank genome assembly.